This is a messenger RNA of Phycodurus eques (leafy seadragon), 835 nucleotides long. RefSeq names its product type-2 ice-structuring protein-like. The record is from RefSeq and is a predicted model, not a curated record. Gene Ontology annotation, molecular function: signaling receptor activity. NCBI's taxonomy places the organism in Eukaryota, Metazoa, Chordata, Actinopteri, Syngnathiformes, Syngnathidae. Bases 164 to 772 code for a protein of 202 amino acids. The transcript is spliced from 5 exons.
UUCACAAGUUGUUCACCGGACAGCAGAGGAGCUCUCAUCUGCAGGUUUGCGCUCGCAUUCUUUUGCUCUUCCAAAUUGCUGGGAUUCACUCAGCCUUUUGUCUGCCUCUAUUCAAAAGGUUUUUCUCAGUCCGUUGUCUUCAACAUCUGACUUCUUCACCGAGAUGCUGCCCCUCUCUUUACUUUUGUGUGCCAUUGUGGCGCUGGCAACAGCUCAGGGUGAGGAUCGGCAAUCGGUAUCGACCGCGCGUGUUCUCACCCGCAACCACACGAGAUCGCUGGCAGCAGGCGCUUGUCCGCCUGGCUGGACCCAACACAAGAACCGCUGUUUCUUCUUUGAUGCGACACAAAAGACCUGGGUUCAGGCCGAGGCGCGUUGCCAGGCCAUCGGAGGGAACCUCGCAUCUGUAGUGAGCGAUGACGAAUAUGCAUUCAUUAAGACGCUGACUCAGACUCCCACGUGGCUCGGAGGCUCAGAUUGUCAAACGGCCGGGGCCUGGUUUUGGAUCGAUGGUAUCCAAAUGAAGUGGAGAUUCUGGUGUCCACUAAAACCAGACAACGAGCUGUCACAGUGCUGCAUGCAGAUGAAUGCUGGCGGGGAUACAUGCUGGGACGAUGUGCCCUGUAGCUCCACCCUUCCGUUUGUGUGCGCGAGGUUUCUUCAGGAGAAUCCAAUACGUCAUCUAGCAAGGGAGCUCGUGCCUGGACCGAUACCUCAGGAUGACAGACUGAUACGUCAGGAUGACGAACUGAUGCUGGACUCCAUUGAUUGAGAUGGAACUGAUUCAUACUGUCAUAUGUUGAGCAGAAAUAAAAGCUGAGGCUUUUUAAACAAA